Aspergillus brunneoviolaceus CBS 621.78 is the source of this 1559-nucleotide messenger RNA. Its product is annotated as Eisosome component PIL1/LSP1 family protein. Gene Ontology annotation, molecular function: lipid binding. NCBI's taxonomy places the organism in Eukaryota, Fungi, Ascomycota, Eurotiomycetes, Eurotiales, Aspergillaceae. Bases 14 to 1069 code for a protein of 351 amino acids. Gene Ontology annotation, cellular component: plasma membrane; eisosome filament. The record is from RefSeq and is a predicted model, not a curated record. Gene Ontology annotation, biological process: negative regulation of protein kinase activity; endocytosis; eisosome assembly. The transcript has 4 exons.
CAACCUCGUCACGAUGCAUCGCACCUAUUCUAUGCGCCAGUCGCGCGUUCCCACCGCCUCGCAGAUCGAGAACCCUCCCCCGCCAUUGUCCUCCACCAAGUCGAACAGACUCUUCGGAAAGGGUGGCUUCGGUACAGGCCAUGCCCUGCGCAAGAACGCCGCCGGCGCCUUCGGGCCAGACCUAGCCCGCAAACUCUCCCAGCUGGUCAAGAUGGAGAAGAACGUCAUGCGCAGCAUGGAGAUGGUGUCCCGGGAGCGCAUGGAGACUGCUCAACAACUCUCCAUCUGGGGUGAGAACUGCGACGAGGAUGUGUCUGACAUCACCGACAAGCUCGGUGUCUUGCUCUAUGAGAUUGGGGAGCUCGAGGAUCUCUUCGUUGAUCGCUACGAUCAAUACCGUGUUACCAUCAAGAGCAUUCGCAACAUCGAGGCGUCCGUCCAGCCCAGCCGUGACCGCAAGCAGAAGAUCACCGAUGAGAUUGCCAAGCUCAAGUACAAGGACCCCAACUCUCCCCGCAUCGUCGUCCUGGAGCAGGAGUUGGUCCGCGCGGAGGCCGAGUCGCUCGUUGCCGAGGCCCAGCUCUCCAACAUCACCCGCGAGAAGCUCAAGGCCGCCUUCCAGUACCAGUUCGAUGCGCUCCGCGAGCACUGCGAGAAGGUGGCGCUGAUCGCCGGCUACGGCAAGCACCUGUUGGAUCUGAUCGACGACACACCAGUGACGCCCGGUGAGACUCGCCACGCCUACGACGGCUACGACGCCAGCAAGGCCAUCAUCCAGGACUGCGAGGAGGCGCUCGCCAACUGGGUCACCUCCAAGGCCUCGGUCAAGUCCAACCUGUCCACCCGCUCGCGCACCCUGUCGCAGCGUCGCCGCGAGGGCGUGAACAAGAGCCGCGAGGGCGUCGACCUCUCCGGCCAGGAUCAGCCUCUGGGCCGUGACUCGUGGGUGCCCGCCGACCAGCACUCGUCCUACCACCACGAUGUAGAGGAUGGCGAGGAAGUCGCCAGCACUCUGGACGGUGAGACCCGGGGCCGCGAGGAGGAGCGAGAGCCCGAGACAGCCGUUUAGAGACCCACUUACCGAAGAAAUCUGGUUGAUAUUAUCACGAUCAUUAAGGUUCCUGGAGUAUGCCACUAAUUGUGAUUUGGUUUUCAUCGAGAUUCCCGCUUGAUGUGUUGUUCUGCCUUGUCUGCUUUAUCCUCUUUUCCUUUUCACCCCCGAUGAAUUACUGAUAAUUAAUCAAUUCCGAUGACGAUGUCUAUCCUGCCAGAAACAAGAAAAAAAAGAACAUAAUAUCCAGUCGUGUGUCCGCCAGAGGGGUGUGAAUUUGUGUGUGAGGGCGCACACGUCUGCGAUGAUAGCCACAGGGGGGAUAUGACCUUUUUCCGCGGGCGACUUUUUCCCUCUACUGUCCUAAUCGACUAAUGUAAUACUAUACCACUUGCCCAAGUUGACGGCGAUGGGGAGGUACAUGUUUCACGUCUGCUGUGUUCCGUCUUGAUUGCAGUCAUGUUGUUUAGGAUUUGAAUAGUAAUCGAUUGACUUGCGGUCGUUUUCG